UAUUUCGUCUGAAAUGAUGGUUUUUCUGUUGGAAAUGGAGUUUAUUGUAGGGUUAUUAUAGUUUAUUUUGGGACCCAAGCAGGGCUCUGAGCCUCCACCACGCGUAAAAGCAGUUAUCCGCUCUCAACAUGUGGGUGUUUGGAGCUGAAGUGACGCUCCGGUCUUCCUCCCACAUCACCGUCCUGCGCCCCGGUGCCACAGACACUGACACAAAACUAGCGUGAUCAUAAGCUAUGUAACAAAACAUCUUUCUGUAAGAGAGAGAGAGGGGGGGCUUUGACUGACAGCCUCAAAGUGCCGCCCCUGCCGCUCCGCGAUUGGAUCAGCGGCCCUGGGGGGUGUGGCCUGCCCGGCUCUGGUAUAUAUCGCCACCGCGUCGUCUCCGAGCCGUUGAUUUGUAUGGGAACCGGGACUGAGGUGGGACGAGCCGACUGAAUGUAGUCGCUGUGUGUUUUGAAGAAAAGAAAGAAGGCCCACAUUCUCCUGUUUGUGGCGGUCGGACUGCAGCACUUUGGGUGGGUUUUUUUGGACAACAGACUGUGUGAGGAUACCGGGAGCUGUUUCCAGAGGAAGGUGGAUUCUCCUCUCAGCCAUCUUGACCGCUGCUCGCCGCCCUGAAGGCUGCUUUCUCUCCUCCUCCUCCUCCUCCUCCUCCUCCUCCUCCUCUUCAGCUGAAAGUAAACACGGGCUUGCACAUUGGCUUGCAACUCCGUGCAAGAUCCCGAGAGAAGCGAGAUGGGCUCGCUGCGCAACAUCUAACCGGAGCGGAGGCGAAAGCAGACGGAUUUAUAUCGCUGUCGGCGCCGGAGCAGACGAGAGGGGAGGGAGGACACGACGCGCCGGAGCGAUGGACCUGUUUGGGAUUUACCUGCUCCUCUCGCUCGCUCUCCUGCCCCGAUCCAGCUGCACCACGGCCAAGGAGAUCACCUGCCAGGAGAUCGCCGUGCCGCUGUGCAAGGGGAUCGGCUACAACUACACCUACAUGCCCAACCAGUUCAACCACGACACGCAGGACGAGGCGGGACUGGAGGUGCACCAGUUCUGGCCUCUGGUCGAGAUCCAGUGCUCGCCGGACCUGAAGUUCUUCUUGUGCAGCAUGUACACCCCGAUCUGCCUGGAGGACUACAAAAAACCUCUCCCGCCGUGCCGGAGCGUGUGCGAGAGAGCCCGGGCCGGCUGCGCGCCCCUCAUGAGGCAGUACGGCUUCCCCUGGCCGGACAGGAUGAAGUGCGACCUGCUGCCGGUGCAGGGCAACCCCGACACCCUCUGCAUGGACUACAACAGGACCGACUCGACCACCGCGUCCCCUGUCCUCUCCAAACCCACCAACCAUCCCGGGAAAGGUUACAAUCCGCCCAAAAGCAAGCCCGGCCGGCCCGGCGCGCCGGGGAAAUACAAGCCGCCCGCUGCCCCCUGUGAGCCGGGCUGCAAGUGUUUGGAGCCCAUGGUGCCGGUGAACACGGACCGCCACCCGCUCUACAACCGCGUCAAGACAGGCCAGAUCCCCAACUGCGCCAUGCCGUGCCACAACCCGUAUUUUACGCACGACGAGAGGGCUUUCACCGCCUUCUGGAUAGGACUCUGGUCCGUGCUGUGCUUCGUGUCAACUUUCGCCACCGUCGCCACUUUCCUCAUCGACAUGGAGCGGUUCAAGUACCCGGAGAGACCCAUCAUCUUCCUCUCGGCGUGCUACAUGUUCGUGUCCGUCGGCUACAUCGUCAGGCUGAUCGCCGGCCACGAGAAGGUGGCGUGCAGCCGGGAGUUCGACACGGAGCACAUCCACUACGACACCACCGGGCCCGCGCUCUGCACCGUGGUCUUCCUCCUUAUUUACUUCUUCGGCAUGGCCAGCUCCAUCUGGUGGGUCAUCCUGUCCCUGACCUGGUUCCUCGCGGCCGGGAUGAAGUGGGGCAACGAGGCGAUCGCCAGCUACUCCCAGUACUUCCACCUGGCCGCCUGGCUCAUCCCCAGCAUGAAGUCCAUCGCGGUGCUGGCGCUGAGCUCCGUGGACGGGGACUCGGUGGCCGGGAUCUGCUACGUGGGGAACCAGAACCUGGACAACUUGCGGGGCUUCGUUCUGGCCCCCCUGGUGAUUUAUUUAUUCAUAGGCACUAUGUUCCUCCUGGCCGGAUUUGUGUCCCUGUUCAGGAUCCGCAGCGUCAUCAAGCAGGGCGGCACCAAAACGGACAAGCUGGAGAAGCUGAUGAUCAGGAUCGGCAUCUUCACGGUGCUCUACACGGUGCCGGCCACCAUCAUAGUCGCCUGUUACUUUUACGAGCAGCACAACAGGCAGAGCUGGGAGAUCACGCACAACUGCUCCAACUGUCUGCUGGAGCGGGACCGCAGGAGCCCGGACUAUGCAGUUUUUAUGUUAAAGUACUUCAUGUGCCUUCUGGUGGGCAUCACGUCCGGGGUGUGGAUCUGGUCGGGCAAAACUCUGGACUCCUGGAGGACUUUUUGCACCCGGUGCUGCUGGGGCAGCAAGGGCACCAGCGGCUCCAUGUACAGCGACGUGAGCACCGGCCUCACGUGGAGGUCGGGCACGGCCAGCUCCGUGUCCUGCCCCAAGCAGAUGCCAUUGUCCCAGGUUUGAAUGAGAGAGAGAGAGAGAGAGAUGGUUGGGUGGGGGUUUGGGGAGAGGGGGCAGCUUACCAGGACUGCUAAUUGUCCGGGAGAUAACCCAUCACUCCCUUGUCUUAAGCAAUUUACAUAGUAAUGAACUGCUGCUGAGGUGCGCUCCCCAAGCAUCCACACACACACACACAAACACACUCACACACCUAUGUGUGUGAUUGUUCGGAGGGGGGGUGGGCUGUUUUGAAACAAUGUACCUGGCAUUCACACAGGUUAAUUCCUGCCUGUUUCUAUGUAUUAGAGGUACAUAUGUAUUAGAGGUACAGGACUGACGCUGUUACGCAAAAACAAACUGGGCAUUACUUGCUGUAGAGUGAGUGUCUCCUCAUUCUAGCUUCAUACAAAGAGCACCUGGGAUGGGAGGGUUUUUUUUUGUUUUUUUUGUAUCUACACAGUGCCAGAUGACGUUGUACAAUUCAAUCACAUCAAAGAUUGGUUUAAAUUAAGCCUUAAUAGUGCCCAAGUUAAUUUUUUUUUCUAUGGGUCGUUCAUAUUUUUUGGUUGUUUUUUUUUUUUGUUUUGUUUUGUGUUUUGUAAUUUCAAAUGUAUUUAUAUAUAAAGAGUUAUGUAAAAGAACAGAACGUGUACAUUUGUGUAUAAAAGAAAAAAAACUUUAUAAGCUAAUGUAAAUUUGUACAAAGUGUAGAUGUCUGCUUUUUUUGUGAGGAAAAAAAGAGCAAAAAUAUGAACCUUUAUUUUGACAAUAAAAAACAAACA
Molecule: messenger RNA, 3351 nt
Organism: Acanthopagrus latus (yellowfin seabream)
Lineage: Eukaryota; Metazoa; Chordata; Actinopteri; Spariformes; Sparidae
Gene: fzd8a
Product: frizzled class receptor 8a
Exons: 1
Coding region: 848-2593 (581 amino acids)
Biological process (GO): non-canonical Wnt signaling pathway; canonical Wnt signaling pathway
Cellular component (GO): plasma membrane
Molecular function (GO): Wnt receptor activity; Wnt-protein binding
Source: RefSeq, a predicted model, not a curated record